Propithecus coquereli (Coquerel's sifaka) is the source of this 4926-nucleotide messenger RNA. RefSeq names its product cilia and flagella associated protein 74 (gene CFAP74). The record is from RefSeq and is a predicted model, not a curated record. The transcript has 38 exons. Bases 1 to 4926 code for a protein of 1641 amino acids. Lineage: Eukaryota; Metazoa; Chordata; Mammalia; Primates; Indriidae.
AUGGAAGAAGAUACCGGCCUGUUCCCCAAGGAUGAGCUUUUGGACAACGCCCCGCUUUUGGAAGAUGAAGGAGAUGAAUUAGAGGAUCCGGAGUUCAAUGUUGAAUCUCCCCGUCGGGAGGCCGAGAACGGUGCCUGUCCCACACCCUGCUGUUCAGUGAAACAACCAAAUACUGAUGCUGACGAAACGAAGAGGAAAACAGCUGUCGAAGACAGAGUUCGGACACAUCACCUGCGGAAGAGCUUGGACUACCUCGAUAAGAUGCACGAGGAGAAAGAUCUUUUCAUUCAGAAAACGAGAGAGGAGCUGCGAGCUUGUCGCCAGAGGAUGGACCUCAUUCGCACACAGCAGGCGAGCAUGGCAGCCACGAUCGCCUCUGAGAGAGAGGCCAACAAUGCGGCAGCCGUGGGCCGUCUCCAGGCGGCGUCCAGACGCCUGUGCACAGAGCUGGAGAACGAGAGAGACCUGCAGGCGAAGAGCACCGCCAUGCUGGCGGAGAGCGAGAACGCCAUGUGGCACAUCGAGCUACAGCAGGGGCAGCUGGAGGACUUCCGGAAGUCUAACCAAGAGAAGACAGAGGCUGCUGGGAAGUACUGCCAGGUGCAUGCCGCGCAACAGCUCUGCAGGGAGAAGGCGGCCAUGGAGAAGGCAGAGAAGAACCAGCUGCUGAGGCUGCGGAAGUCCCUGCUCAUUCAGCAGAGACACGGACUCAGGCAGCAGAAGCUGGCGGAAGACAUCCAGAAGAAUCACAGGACCGCAGUGAAGUUCCUCAAGGCCUCCCUGGGAAGGGUUCGAGAGCAAGAGAAGCAGGAGGAGGCAGUGUCCCGUGAGCGUAUGAGGAGACGCAUGGACGCGGUGCUCGCGCUGAAGAGCAGCAUCGCGGCGAACCGGGAAACGCUGCGGAAGUUCCAAGCGUGGAGCCGGGCCAAGGGGCAGCUGGCAGAGCGGAGGGCCCAGGCCGAGAAGGAGGCGAUUCUGGCCCAGGGUGGAGACGCCUUCAGACACCUUUUCCAUCAGCGCCGGCACCAGGAGCUGGAGGCCCAGACACGGGCCUUCGAGGAGGAGCAGAGGCUCAGAAAGCAGGAGAUUGUCGGCCGGAUUUUGAAAGAGGAAGCUGAGGAGGGACACAGGAAGAAGCGGCUUCCUCGCAGCACCACCGCGGGCCGGUGGACCCUGAGAGACAAGACCUGGAGCUACGUGUCCGACUUUUGCGAAGGGAAGACCACAGCCCCGGCCACCUCUUCCCUGCCGGAGGACAGCGCUGAGCACCCCGAGCCCUCUCCGCUGGUGAGAGCCGUCUCCAUCGAGUCUGUUCACGGGGACCCUGGGACUGACUUUGAGGAGGAAACUUUAGCAGAGCCGGAAAUCUCUGGGCUCUGGAAUGAAGACCACAAGCCAUACCAGGUGCCUAAGGAAGACGUGGACAGAAAGCCCGUGGGCGGGACAAAGAUGGACAAGGACAUCUUGGCCCGUACCCUGGAACGGCUGCGGAGCAGCCCGGCCCACAGGCAGGUGGCCUCCGGGCACGAAUUCAAAGGCCGCCCCUUCAACAGCAAGCCGGAGAUCAUCCACUUCAAGGACUUUGACGUGGGCAAGGUGUACAGGAAGAAGAUCACACUGAUAAAUGCCACCUACGCCAUUAACUACUGCAAGCUGGUGGGCGUGGAGGAGCACCUGCGGGACUUCAUCCGCGCUGACUUCGACCCCCCUGGCCCCAUGUCAGCCGGGAUGUCCUGCGAAGUGCUCAUCACCUUCAAGCCCAUGAUAAAUAAAGAUCUGGAAGGAAAUGUCUCAUUUUUGGCUCAGACGGGUGGAUUUUCUGUUCCACUGAAAUGUUCAACAAAGAAAUGUUCUCUGUCCCUCGACAAGGAGCUCAUCGACUUCGGCAGCCACAUGGUGGGUGAGACCGCAUCCCGAACCAUCACGCUAACCAACGUUGGGGGCCUGGGCACGGAGUUCAAGUUCCUUCUAGCCUCGGAGCUCUGCGAGACAGAUGACUCUCGGUCCCUCCUGAGGAUGGGUAGUUUCUUCACCUACGAAGAUAAAAGUUUAUAUGAAAAAACCAUUACUAGCUUUUCUGAGCAACAGCUCGAGGGCAACGAGUCUUCCCCCGUGGACAUGCAGAGCGGGAAGGAGUCGCAGAAGCUGGACAGCAGGGACCUGGAGGAGGCGCAGCCUGCAGAACCAGAGAGAUUAACCACCGUGAUGCAGUCCGUGGAAGACCAGACAGAGAUCACACUGGGGGGGGUAACAGAGGGGGAGCUGGGCCCCUUCAGCUCCAUCAGAGUGCCCGUCGUCUUCACCCCGGCCAUCCCCGGAGAGGUCCAAACCAGAUUCAAGGUCACGUUUAAGACUCCACAGUGCCCGACAUUGUAUUUCAGAGCCAUGGGCGUGGCCGUCGACGUGUCGGUCUGGGUGCCAAAGCCCAGCGUGGACCUGAAGAUCUGCAUGUACGACCGCCUCUACCAGGCCUCUGUCCUCGUGCACACGCGGUCAAACGCAGCCCUGCGCCUCAAGUUUGAGGUCUGCAAGGAGCUGAGGGGACACAUGGAGCUCCUGCCUGAGACGGGCUACAUCCAGGCCCACUCCUCCUACUCCUUGCAGCUCAAGUUCCUGCCCCGACACUCCCUCCCGGAGGACGCGGGGAAGUACUUUGACAAGGAAAGCCGAGUCCUGGAGGCCCCGAUGACAAUCUGGGUGGCGGACCAGACCAAACCCGUGGGGUUCACCGUCCACGCCGUGGUCACCACCUCGGACCUGGAGAUCAGCCCCGCGGAGCUGGACUUCGGCUGCUGCACCAUCCACGAGGCUGUCAGGACGGGGGUCAGCCUCCGCAACCACUCCCUCCUGCCCCAGGACUUUGGCUUCGUCAGGCUUCCCAAGUGUGUGGACAUCCAGCCCGGCGACGGGUUUGGCACGAUCCUGCCACUCGAAACUCUGCAACUUGACGUGAUCUUCCAGCCCACCAAGGCCAAGGAGUACAGCUUCGAGCUGGUCUGCAAAUCUGAGAUCAACCGGUGCUUCAAGCUGGCUUGCCGGGCCGUGGGCAUCCACCCGCCCCUGGAGCUCUCCCACUACCAGAUCAAGUUUGCAGCCACCGCCUUGUAUGGCACCUCUGUGGCCACGGUGCACGUCACCAGCUCCCACCUGAGCAUGAACUCUCUGACCCACUCCAUGCCCCGCAUCGGCUCAGAGGACGCCUCCCCAGUGGGGCCAACGUCUUUCGAGUUCCUGCUGCCCCCGGACUCACCGAUCACCAUCUCACCCUCAGUGGGGACUGUGUUGCCAGGAAAGAGGUGCCUGGUCCAGGUGGCCUUCCGGCCCGUGCUGCCCGAGGAGCUGAUCCAGCAGGAGGCCCUUCAGAUCCUGAAGAAAGAGAUGGAGACCAAACACUUCGGAAAGGACACGGUCACCCAGAGAAGGGGCCUGUGCAGACAGUCCUUUUCCACACUUCGGCUGCAGAACCGGGACCAGCCUCUCCAGGUCUCCACCCACCCCAGUCUGGAGCUGCAGGAGCAACAGCUCAAAGCCAGCUCCGACAGGUACCAGACUGCCCAGGCCUCCCUGGCUAGAGCUUUCCAGGGGAAGUUUGACAAGUUUGUGGUCCCCUGUGUCAUUGCCAGUGGUGACAUCAGAGACAGGAAGGGAUCGGAACCCCUGAGCUUCAGCCCCCACAACACCCUGUACCUGGAGCUGUGGUGUCCAACAGUGGCACCAUCUGUCGUGGUGACAUCCGAAAAAGGCAAGACCGUCUUUGACUUCGGCGAUGUUGCCAUAGGACACAGCAGCAUGAAGAAGGUCUCCAUCCAGAACGUCUCCCCGGAGGACCUUGCUGUGGGGUUCUCAGUGCUGGACCCCAACGGCCCCUUUGUCCUGCUGAACCCCACCAGCAAGCUGCACACGGGCGAGACGCAGGUCCUGGUGCUGUCCUUCUCUCCCCACGAGAGCAUCCUGGCUCAGGAAACGCUGGACAUCAUCACCAAGAGAGGCACGCUCACCCUCACCCUCACGGGCACCGGCAUGGCAUCCAUGACCACAUGCUCCAUCGAAGGCGAUGUCCUCGACAUGGGCUACGUGAUUGCCAGGGAGUCUGUCUCCUCGAGCUUCAAGCUGCAGAACAACUCCUCGCUCCGCAUCAAGUUCUCCAUGCAGCUGGAGAGCCUCUGCGGCCGCAGGGGUGAGGCCCAGCAGCAGCUGCCGCAGUUCCUGGCCUCCCCCGCCCAGAGGACCCAGGUGGUCGGCACUCAGAACUUCAGUGGCCAGAGUGUGUUCAGCGUGGCGCCCGUCAAGGGCAUCAUGGACCCAGGGAGAACACAGGACUUCACUGUGACCUUCAGCCCAGACCACGAGAGCCUCUACUUCUCCGACCGGCUCCGCGUGGUGCUCUUCGAAAAGACGGUCUCCCACCAGAUCCUCCUGAAGGGGGCCGCCCGCGAGCACAUGAUGUUUGUGGAGGGCGGAGACCCCCUGGACGUGCCUGUGGAGUCUCUGACGGUGGUCCCGGUGUUGGACCCCGAGCACAGAGAGGCCAGCUCCCAGCCAGGCCCUCCCUCUCCAGACAUGGAGGAGCUGAGGCCCAUCCUCGUGACCCUGGACUACAUCCAGUUUGACACAGACACGCCAGCCCCGCCUGCCACCCGGGAGCUGCAGGUGGGCUGUAUCCGGACCACCCAGCUGUCUCCAAAGAAGACGGUCGAGUUCAGCCUGGACAGCAUCGCGUCCCUGCAGCACAAAGGCUUCUCCAUAGAGCCCUCCAGGGGCUCCGUAGAGCGCGGCCAGACCAAGACCAUCAGCAUCGCCUGGGUGCCGCCCGCCGACUUCGAUCCAGACCACCCACUCAUGGUGUCAGCUCUGCUGCAGCUCAGAGGGGACGUCAAGGAGACCUACAAGGUCAUCUUUGUAGCCCAGGUGGUGACCGGCCGCUGA